AUGUCUGUUUCUGAACACCAAGAAGAUUUCAUUUUUCGCCCUCAAAACCAUUUAGAUGCAAAAUGGCUAAACCCUGAUUUGCAAGAUGCCCUACACAACCCAGAUUUGCAAGAUGCCCUACACAACCCAGAUUCUCUUUGUUCAUUAUUUAAUAGUCUGAUACAGGACCGUGAAAUAUAUUUUAAUGCCGGAAAUGGGCUCGUAAAUUCGUCUGGAAUUACAGCUAAACUUGGUGACAGUGGAAAAUAUUAUUGUGGUCUUAGGAUUCUUACCUGUACCUGUUGUGAUGGACUCUGUGGUCCUCAUUCGGGAUGUGCUUGUGUUGCUUGUACCGCCCUUUCUUCUGAUGAAGUGCAACGUGUUUCUCUUCAAUCGAAGCUAGCUAUUCCACCACCAUCCACACAGGUGAUUGAUGAACUUAAAUGGAAAGUAGAUCCAGGUCCAGAAUGUCUUCAAAGCUUAAUGGAGUCAUUGAUGUGGGAGCAGCGUGUAAGAGCUAUUAACACAGUUGCCAGCUGUCCAUUCAUAUCACAAAUUCGUCGUUUGAUAGUUCUUUGCAACAGACACUUAGUAGCUGUUAUCAGGGAUCAAAAGCAAAGCAAAGAAGUGAAAAAAAUUAAAAUAGACAAAAAACCACCACAUGCUGUCAGUAACCGAGCACUUAGCAAUGUUGUAAACACUCUUAAUAAAACAUCAGAAAUAGGGUCUGAAUCUCAGGAAAGCGACGAGCAUGGUUAUUCAGAGAGUGCAAUUGGUCUUGCACGUGUCGGUGCGCGGGCAGCUUUGAGAUUGGCAUUAUCGCUAGUGCGGCGUGCAUGGCGUUGCGGGGAGGAUGCUGAUGUAUGUUCAGCCCUGCUACGCGAUGCAUUGGAUGCGGUGCGAGCCUUACCUGACGCCGCACUAUACGCUGGUGGAGGAGUCGGAGUAACACAGGCGCCGCGUUCGCAAAAGAUUUGGGCUGAAGUUGUUGACAGUGCUGCUAAGUUCCUUAAUCAAGUUGUCGCUGGUGAGGUGGGAUGCAAUGUACCACUGGGCGAUUGGCGCACGUCGUUGUGCGUGUGGGUGGAACUAUGUGCACGUAGAGCGGAAUUGCCAGCUUUACUUAAAGCCGCCGACGUGUUGGUGACGCUGCCACCGCGGCAGAAGAGACAGCCUGAUAAUAGAAUAGUUUUGGAAGAAUGUACUGCGCCUCUUGGACCAUUUUUAAGACGAAUGGCUAAAGUGCCUGCUCCUAGUCCAAUUGUUAACAAUGAGACAACAGCUGAAAUUAAUCCAACUGAGACAUAUUUAAAAGAGCUUAUUAUACCAAGUGGUGAUGGUCUGAUGGAGGUGAGGAAGGCGGGCAUCGCCUUGCUAUGCCAUUUAGAUCGCCUAGGAUCUCCUUUAUUGCCACCUUUAAAGGGAUUUGUAACUUGUACUGAAUCAGCACAAGAAGUGGUGUCUGUGGGCUCUGGCCCUCUCCAAUUAGGAAGUCUACGAGUCCAACAAAUUGCUUGUGCAGAAAAAGUCGCGCUUUUGCUAACCCACGAGGGCGUCGUGUACACAUUGCCAUAUGACACUCUAACUCCACAUCUUGUCCCGGGGUUGGAGGGUAAAACGAUCAUCCAAGUGGCAUGCCACUCGGCCGGCCGGCACUUCCUUUGCUGCUCGGCGUGCGGUGGCGUUUGGUCGUGGGGCUGUGGGGACGACGGGCGACUGGGCCAUGGGGACAUGGCGCCGCGCGAAGCGCCAGCCGCCAUCCACCACUUGGCGCACCACGAGGUGGUUCGCGUCACCGCGGGCCCCACUUGCAGCGCCGUGAUAACGUCGCGCGGCGCGCUGUACACGUGGGGCCGGGGCCUGCACGGCCGCCUCGGCCACGGCACCGUCGAGAACUCGCUCACGCCGCAGCCGGUCUCCUUCAACGCGCACAACAUCGAGCGCGUCAUUGACGUAGCUAUGGGUUGGGGUGAAAGUCAGACCCUAUGCUGUACGACGGAAGGUGCCGUUCAGGUGUUCGGUGAGAACGAAGCCGGCGCUCCUCGCGCGCUGACCUCUCUAGCAAUGUUCAGGAUCACUCGAGUUUACACUGGGGAGCAUUGGCAUGCGGUUCUAACUGACGGGGGCUUAGUGUACACCUGGGGUAAAGGGGACGACUAUCGUCUUGGUCACGGAAAUUUGGAGUCACUUAAUGCUCCGAAGUUGAUAGAAACGCUUCAAGGAAUAAAAGUCGUCGAUCUGUCUUUGGGCGCGUCUCAUGGAAUAGCGUUGACCGCUGACGGCGCUCUGUACAUAUGGGGAACGCAUGAACGAGCACAGAUAGCCAAUCAAGUGCCGCAGUUGUUACAAGUUUUCAACUCUUCUUUUAGAGCUAAUGGCGCAUCGAAUGGACCCACGCAGAUAUUGGCAUGGAGCGAAGAGAAUCCCAGGGAUUUACCGUCGUCGAUGCCUUUUGUUAUAGAUUUGUCCGAAAGUACUUUUAAAUAUUUGGAAAGACUGUUGAAAAUUUCGGUAGAACAGAGUAAUACAGCAACGAUGAAGGAGAAAGAGUGUUUAGCCAUAGCCUGUCUGAACUUACUAAGGUUGCAAGUGCACGCGUGGCAGUGCUCUGUGGGCGGGGCGGCGGGCGAGGGGGGCGGCGCGGGGCGGCGCGGCUGGUGCGGCGGGGUGCACGCGGCGCUCGUGGCGCUGGCGGAGGGGCGCGCGGGGAGGGGCGCAGCGGCCGCGGCGAGGAGGGCGCUCGCCGCCGCCUGGCCGCUGCUGCUGCCCACGCCCCACGUGAGGGCGCAGCACCUCAUCGCGUUGCUGCCGCACGGAACGGCUACAGCGAGCGCCGGCGCCCGUUUCAUGACGGAGCUCCUGGUGUGGUCGCUUCUCGGCGGCGGCGGGCUGCGGGACGCUCUCAACAACGCUCUGCAAAAGUACUCCAACGACACCUAUAAUCAUCUGCAGCUAGACGACGAAUACGAUCAAGUCGACAUAGUGACCGGCCAACGAGGCUCCCAAUCGUCUGCCAACGCAGACGGUAGCGAUGCCGUUCAAGAUGGCUGCACUGAAGAAUACCAAAUUGAUAACGCGACCUCAUCGGAGUCUGGGGCAUCCGUGCCCCUCAUGCACUUGGUCAAGCAUUUGAUCAAAAACACGACCAGUCAAACGCAAAUGCAUAUUAACGCCAUUAUCAAUGGCGACACAAGCAAGAAAGACGAACCAAAGGGGCAAGACACCGUUAGCCCCAGCUGCGACUUGCUUAUACGAUUCCAGAGGCUGCUGUUCUGCGAGGCGAUGUGGUCGCGCGGCGGGCGUAGCACCCGUGGCGGCGUUAGAGCGAUCCUCGCCGAAUACAGCGGCCUCCUCUGCGAGCACGUGCUAUCCACGUUGAGCUGCUUCACGAGCGCCGUACACAGAGCCAACGGGGAUCAGCUGGUGGCACUGUGCGACGCAAUUUGCUCCGAUAUUGUUGGCCGCGUGGUGAGCGAACUGGGCGCGUGGGUGUGCGCGUGCGCGGCGCGCUCUUCGCACUCGCUGAUGGACUCGGCCGCGUCGCUCGCUAGCGUCGCUCGCGCGUGCGACGACGCCGCCAGUGUGCUGCCCUCGGCGGCCCGGGUCGACGCAGACCUGCUCGGCUGGCCCGGCCUCCUGCCCAAGAAGCCCAAGCUCAAAAACACCCCGAUACGCAAAUGCGACCUCCGGAACCACACGAAGGACGGCGGCUCGUGGAUAGUGGUGGGGGGCCGCGUGUUCGACGUGACGGGCUUCAAGUGCGAGAGCCAAAGCACAAUGGAGCUGGUGAAGAGGAUGCGCGGCUGCGACGCGACCGCCGCGCUCAGCGUGGAGCCGCACGCCUCCUUCCUCUCCGGCGUCACAGAGAGGUGCGUCGGGAUCUACGCCGAACAGCUGUACAGCGAUCGAUGCCGGGAAAGUACAUCGAGUCUGAGAGCUCUGCACGUGCUGUCUUCGUGUGCUUUUCACUUGGCGUUGGGGCUGACGCAGUGCGGAGUACGAUUGGCUCGCUCUCUGCCCGUCCAGCAGGCGGAGCGAGACACCGCUACUUAUGCCACGGCUGUCUUCCUCAGGGGUGGCUUGCAGGUAUCGCAACUGACAAAUCCGUUCGAAGAGGAGAAGGCUGAAGCGCGCAGCGGCUCGUCGACGGGCGGCAACAGCCCGGCGGGGGAGACGCCGGCGCCCCCCCGCACCUCCCGCCCCACCCCGCGCCUCAACGUGGGCCCCGCGCCCGCGCGCGCCGAAGCGCUACUGUACGCCCUUGCCGAGCCCAAGCUACACGAUCCCCUGGCGCUGCACCUGUGGUGGGCGUGCGAGCGGCGCGAAGGUUGCGCCCCCCACUUCCCCCCGGAGCACCCGCUCGAGGAGUUGCGGCGCGCUCUGCUUGCCGUGCUACUAUACCACGCCGGAUUAAAGGAGCAUGCCCUCGCCACUGCGACCACUGAGAUGGAAAAAGGUGAAGUAAAGCUGUCUCCAGCCAUGUCCGAAAUAGUUAAGGCUGUACAGCAGAGCAAAUGGACUCUAAUGCGAACGAGACAACAGUUGUCGCGUGGAUAUAAAGAAGUAUGUGCAGCGCCCUUAGAAAGAGCUAGGUUUCUUUUGCACGAAGUGCGAGCAGCUAUAUCUCCUGCGGUGACUGCACUACAGAAGAGGCCCCCGUCCCACCGACCGCCGACAGCUAAACGAAUUUUCCAAAAAGUCAUGCGUAUGGCCAAAUUGCCCAGUUUCAACAAAUGUUUUGAAACGACAAAAGAUUUAAGGAACAGACAGAAUAGCUUAAGCAAGAGCAUGCUGAAAGCGACCGGCAGCUUGCUCCACGGUGACGCGCUAAUCAUCAAAUCUACGCUCGGAAAUGCAUCGAAGAAAGCAAGCGAAGGCAUUCACAUUAAAAUCACGGAACCUAAGUUGCACUCGAACAUGGAGAGCGGAAGCAGCGCCGCCCUGAGGGACGCCGCGAACCUACAGACCAAAAGCAAACUGAGGCUGAAAGACAAACUCAUGUUGCUCGAGAAGGAAAUGAAGAACGCCUCAAACUACGACGACAUGCGGAACGAAUCGCGCGGCGAGGCGAAAAUCGUCGAGCGGGACGACGCUCUAGACAAGGAUUACGACGACAAAACGCCAACGAACGAGGUGUCGUUCAGCUCCGUCAACGACAUAACCGACAAUUCCAUUCUGAAGGAGUCGAUCGAAAGCGAGAAGCAGGUGAUGCUGCUCGCUGACGAUUUGAAAAACGAACUGAUCACCGCCGACGAGGAAAAGGAUGACGAUAACUCGGAAAGGAAUAAAUUCGUCAAUGCGUGGGUGGCGAAGCUCGCUUGCGAGGAAAAAGAUUUGUAUUGGAUGCUUGAGGAGGUUACUCCAGAACAACAGAGUGUGACAACGGCCAUAAUUGAUUUCGUGAUGACCGAGGAGUCUUGCGAUAUCGAUAUAUUGAGAAGAGCCUUAUACUGUCAGGUGCAGAGAGCUGAAAUUAGGAAAAGCGGAUAUAAAAUUAUAAAUAAGAUGCUGCACUCGUCACAAACCAUGUCGCCGAGCGUCAAGUAUGCAGCUCUUUCGGGACUAUCAGGAGCCUCCAUGGCUGAUUCGGUUCCCCGCUUACCUCUAAAACCCACAAUUCCCUUAACACUCCCACUAAAAGACAUUGAAUCCGUGAUACCGUACUCCAAAUAUAUGGUGCUUCAAGAGAGAUCAAAAUUGAUGGACUUUGUUCUAAUUGAAUUAAAGGCAAGAGUAUUAGAAGGGGAACAUCAUCAGCCAUUGCCAUUGAAAAUGAGCGCCAAUUAUGGUGCUCAUGCGCUACUCAACAAACCUUCAAGGGCUAGGUACCUUAUAUCACUUUUGGCGCUUUUGAUAGAGGGAUGCCAGGGCCCCGAACUGGAGCAACUGAUUAAUGGCGGAGCCUUGAGCUCUUGCUUGACUUUAUUGAAGCAAAUCGGCGGGGACACGUUGCAUUACACUUCUCUGAUAGGCCACGGAGUGAAAUCGAAACCCGAUUGUUUAGUGAUAUACGAGGACGAGAGACUGGGUGCCCGCGCUAGAGGUGCAUCCUUAUCCGGCCCGGAGCUUGCGUCGCUUAUGAAAAUCGGGACACGCGUUGUGCGCGGUAAAGACUGGAAAUGGGGUGAUCAGGAUGGUGUUCCGGGUGGCGAGGGUCGGGUUAUCGGAGAACUAGGCGAGGACGGGUGGGUUCGUGUGGCCUGGGACGCAGGUGGUACCAACUCCUAUAGGAUGGGGAAAGAAGGGAAGUACGAUCUCAAGUUGGCGCGCUCACCGUCCCCCCCGCCUUCUGUGGACGAGACAGUGCACGGCACCGUGGAGAGCAGCGUGGAGUGGUGGCCGGUGAACGAGGUGCGGGCGGCGUGCACGUGCGCGCUGCGUGCGUUGUGCGCGCGCGCGGGCGGCGAGGGGGGCGCGGGGGGCGCGGUGCGGCGCAACGUUGCCGCUCUGCAGCGGCGGCUGCUCGCACUGGCGCGUGCGCGCCACUCCCCCCCGGCGACAGCCUUCGCGGCGCACUCUAACACCGCGCUCGCUCUGAUUAGAGCGAGCGCCCAAAGUCCCGAAAUGAGAAUAUCGCUGUGCACCGAUUCCUGGUUCGAGCUGUGCUUCAGCAUAAUAUCGGCGACCGACAAACCGAUCUCACAGGAUUUGAUUUAUAUGCAGAUUCAAGCUAUCUGGCUCCUAAAUCGCGUGCUUGUCGAGCACAACGGAUCGCCCGAUUGGCGGAAGACUGUAACCGCCCAACUGUUGGCGUUGGUGGGGCGUUUGUGGCUCGAGACCCACGCGGCCGAUCCGGCACUCAGGCCGAAUCACUUGAUGAUCGUUGCCGGCGAUGAGGAAGAAAUAGCUAAGAUCACUUUGGUACACGAGGACAUGUCUAUCAGUAAGGUCGAGUUGAGCGGAGUGACGAACGCCGAAUGCGAGCGGCUUCCGCAAGCGCUCGGUGGGGGAGAGAGCGCUUUGCGAGUUUGCGCCGCGCUGCUGGGUGCUUCACCGAACGCAUCGCCGGUGCAUCCCCACCAUCUACCCGGGACAACGGAAAGGGGCGGCUCCAGUGCGGGAAUGGAGGGCACCCUGCUCCGCCGCCUGUUGGCGCUGGCGACGCGUCCGAGCCCGUUGGCCGCGUCGCACACGCUGCGCGAGCUCGCCUCCGCCGCGCUCGCUAUAGCACACCAGCUCGCGGCGCACGUGGCCGGUGAUGAAAAAGAAGUCGAUUCGCUACCAGACUUACCGAUUAUAGACAAGAGCAAUAUGAUGCAGGUUUCCAUGGGCCCGUCCACAAGUACGGCAUCAUUGUCAAGAAAAGAUCUCAACACAUGGGCGAACUCUUCUCAAGUGCAAAAGAUUAUAGAAAUGGGUUUCUCUCGACACGCCGUGUAUGGAGCCAUUCAGACUUUAGGUGGCAACACUUUGCCAUCAGUGGAAGCGCUCGUGGGCCACUUGUUGGAGCAACAGCAACAGGGCUUCGACGGAUCACUGUACGAGGUCAAGCCGCAGACGUCGAAGCAGGAGAAGAGGCCGGCGCCGUACCGCUGGCGCAGCUGCUUCGGCUCCGAGGACGAAUACGCCCAGUACCUGUCCGACACCAUCGGGCCCGGCAUGACCGUGCGAUGCUGCAAGGCCUACGAGAGCAUUGCAUUGGGCGACGUCGGUCAAGUACAAAAGAUUGAACGCGAUAUAAAACAGAACGUAUUCCUACAUGUGGAGUGGCGCGGUCUGGGGCGCGUGAGCGGCGUGCGCGCCCUCCACGCGGAGGUGGUCUCUGGCGCGCCGCCCUUCGCCGCCGGCGACCGGGUGCGCGUGCGCGCGGCCGUCACCCAGCCGCGCUACAAGUGGGGCUGCAUCGACCACACGUGCGUCGGCACCGUCACCGGAAUUUCCAGCAACGGGCGCGACUUGACUGUCGACUUUCCGCAGCAACCCGGUUGGACUGGGCAAGUCAGCGAAAUGGAGCUGGUCACCGAUCAAUCGGAGUGGGGGGAGAGCGCCGGCGGCGCAGCGGUGGGGUGGCGGGGAGCGGUGCGGGCGGUUCGAGUGUCUUCGUGCCGGCCCGGUUCAGGGGCUAGGCGUCUACUCGACGCUCAGCCCCACACCUACUGGCAGAGCUCCAGCGGCACCGGACAGCACUGGAUCCGCGUCGAGAUGCGUUCGGGCGUACGGGUGCGUCGCCUAGGGCUGGGCGUGGCGGGCGGCGCGCAUUCCGCCUCUGCGCUAACCGUGCGCGGCGGCAGCAGCUUCGAGGACACCGCGCUGACAUCCCUAGCGGCGGUGCCGUGCGCCCCGCAACCCCGCGAACGUCCGCCCGCCCACCUCGCGCAGAUACAACUGCUCGCCGACUGCAAGCAGUAUUAUCCGUGCAUAGAGAUUGGAAUAAAGCAAAAUCGCAACGUGAACGCGGACGUUCGUGUGCACGGCCUUUACGUGACCGGUUUCAGGCCUAAUCCGUUGUACUCCGAAAUUCUCUCGAGCAUGAACUUCGUGGCCGAAGACUGGAUGGAAAAAGAUAACCCAACGUGUGCUACUUCAUCUGAUACGAAUUCGGCCGCACUGCCAAAUGAUUGCCCUAAGGUGUACGUUUGGGGUUUAAACGAUAAAGACCAGUUGGGCGGUGUUAAAGGUUCCAAGGUGAAGGUGCCUGUUUUCUCGCCGGGGCUUAGCGCAUUGCGACCGGUACAUAUUGCCGGCGGCUCGAAGACACUUUUCAUCGUGUCUCACGAUGGAAAAUUGUACGCGUGCGGAGAAGGCACAAACGGCCGCCUCGGCUUGGGGCACAGCAACAACGUGUCGACUCCCCGCGCCAAUCCGUACCUCGCGCACGUGCUGGUGCGCCGGGUGGCCGUCCACUCGGGCGGGAAGCACGCGCUCGCUCUCACCGCCGACGGCAAGGUGUACUCGUGGGGUGAAGGCGAGGACGGCAAGCUCGGCCACGGCAACCGUCUCACUAUGGAGGCGCCGCGCCUCAUCGAGUCAUUGGCCGGCGAGCGCGUGGUGGGCGUGGCCUGCGGCUCCGCCCACAGCGCCUGCGUCACCGCCCGCGGCCACCUCUACACCUGGGGAAUGGGCGAGUACGGCCGCCUAGGACACGGCGAUGACGUCACGCAGCUCGCGCCCAAGAUGGUGGAGGCUAUUGCCGCGUUCAGAGUAAUCCAGGUUGCGUGCGGUUCGCGUGACGCGCAGACCUUGGCGUUGACGGCUUGCGGCAAAGUGUUCUCGUGGGGCGACGGUGAUUUCGGAAAGUUGGGGCGUGGCGGUUCGGACGGUUGCGCCGUGCCGAUGAAUAUAGAGAGGCUGAACACGCUCGGAGUGAUACAGGUCGAAUGCGGUGCUCAGUUCAGUCUGGCCCUGACCAGAGACGGGGAGGUGUGGACCUGGGGCAAGGGCGACUAUUUCCGCCUCGGGCACGGUCUGGACGCGCACGUGCGCAGACCGACGCUGGUGGAGGCGUUGCGGGGGCGGCGCGUGAUACACGUCGCGGUGGGCGCGUUGCACUGCCUGGCCGUCACCAGCGACAACCAGGUGUGGGCGUGGGGCGACAACGACCACGGGCAGCAGGGCAACGGCACGACGUGCGUGAACCGGCGCCCGGCGCUGGUGGCCGGCGUGGAGGGGGUGCAGCGCGCGGCGGCCGGCUCCUCGCACUCGGCCGCGUGGGCGCUGCGCCCCGCCGCCCGCGCCGCCCCGCCCGCGCCGCACCUCGCGCCCCUGCCCUUCCCCGCGCUCAAGGACCCCCUCGGCGCCCACAGCCUCGGUUUAUACGCGGAAGAAACGGCUAUAGAAGAACCGCAAGGACCGCGGCCCUCAUUGGCUUCGGCAGCUUUAGCUUUGGAACCGCCCGUGGCCGUUCAGCACGCGCUGUCUUUAAUUCUACUCGCCUUGCACAUAACUCAGGCGCGCACGCUGCUAGUGGAGGCACUGCGCGCCCACGAAGCGUGCUCUGCCGCCCCGGUGACCGUCGGCUUGGACGCGGAGGACGACGAGCCGGAGGCGGACGCGCGCAUCGGUGGCGGCGAGGCGCCCGCCGACAGGACUACGCUACCGAGCGGCGCAAGUAGCCCGCUAAGUGGCUCCAUCUCAUCGCGGCAUUCCGCCGUAAUGUCAUCCAGCGCUGUUUCGGUGGCCGCGGCGACGAUGACCGUUCAACAGGCUGAAGCGCCCAAGUUGGCUCUGGAUGACUUCACGUCGCAGCUCGGCGAAUCGGACGCGAGGGCUCUGGUGGAUCUUCUGAAACUCGCCGCCGCGGGCAGAGUGCCUGAUGCGAAUAAUGCUGUUAGAGUUAUCACUGAUGUUUUAAUGGCGCUGUGCGCGAGCAAGCCCGCCGUGGCGGACAUGGUGGUGGAGGUGUGCGUGUGCGAGUUGGAGGAGGCGGCGGCCGGCGGGGGCCGAGCGCCGCCGCAGCCCGUCACCGUCGACAGCCCGCACCCGUAUGCGGACGACACCGACAUAUCGGGCGUUGUGAAAAUACCCGGGGCGUCGUCGUUGCGCGUGACGUUCGAGCAAGGCUGCUCGACGGAGCGGCGCAACGACCCGCUCACGGUGUCCGACGGCGCCGGCCGCGUGCUCGCCACGCGCUCGGGCCGGGAGCCGGCCGACUGGGCGCAGGAGAUCGUGGUCAACGGCGAUGAAUUACGCUGGCGGUUCACAAGCGACGGUUCAGUUAAUGGUUGGGGAUGGAGGUUCACAGUGAAUCCAAUCCUACCGGCCCACACUGUUGCGGACAGCGGCUCAGACCGUUACGUGCUUUCGUGUCCAUCUGUGGAAUUGGCAUGGAGAUUACUCGAUGGUCCUCUUCUGACGGCCAUUUCAAACGACCACCAACUAGCUCCGAGGCUGGCGCAGGCCCUCGCCAUUUGCGCACAGAUGCCAACAUUAUCGUGGCGCGCGCGCGUGUGGUGCGUGCGGCGCCUGCGCGGCGUGGUGUGCGGCGCGGCGGGCGAGGCGGGCACGGCGCCGCCGCCCGCGCUCGCGCAGCUGCCGCAGCUGCUGCAGGCGCAGUACGAGCACGAGGAGCCCGCGUUGCGCACCGGCUCGCACCUGCUGCACACGCACUACCUCAAGGAGCUAGCCUGGCUCGCGUGCGGCCUCCGCGUGGACUCGCGCGUGUGCGCGGGCCAGGACGCGUCGCGGUGGGCGUGGUUCAAGCGGUACUGCGUGUGCGUUCGCGCCGCGGACGCGCUGCUGCGCCGCGCCCCGCUGCCCGUGCCUUUCUUGGCCGACGUGCGCAAGCGGCUCGCCGACCUCGGCGUGUACAACGUGGACGAGAGCGCCGGCGACGCCCCCUACCCGUGGGAGGACAACGCUAAGUUCACUAAGCAACACGACGAGCAGCUGCUCCAUUGGGUCAACAAGCGCCCAGACGAGUGGUCCGGCUGGUGGUCGGGCGGGUCGCGCGGCUGCGCCGUGUACGGCUGGGGGCACAACCACCGCGGCCAGCUGGGCGGCGUGGAGGGCGCCAAGGUGCGCGCGCCGUCGCCCUGCCACGCGCUCGCCGCCCUGAGCCCCGUGCAGCUGGUCGGCGGCGAGCAGACCCUGUUCGCCGUCACGCCCGACGGCAAGGUCUACGCCACCGGAUAUGGCGCUGGAGGAAGAUUGGGAAUUGGCGGUAUCGAUUCCGUCUCGCAGCCCACACUUUUGGCAUCCAUUCAACAUGUGUUCAUUACUAAGGUGGCUUGUAAUUCGGGGGGUAAGCAUUGUCUUGCCUUGUCUGCGGAUGGGGACGUGUACAGCUGGGGUGAGGGGGAGGAUGGAAAACUCGGUCACGGGAAUAGGGUGAGCUACGACCGUCCGAAGCUGAUCACGGCGCUGUCGGGGCUCGAGGUGGUGGCGAUAGCGUGCGGCGGCGCCCACUCCGCCUGCCUGACGGCGCGCGGGCGCAUCUUCACCUGGGGCAAGGGCCGGUACGGCCGGCUGGGCCACGGCGACUCCGAGGACCAGCUCGUGCCCAAGAUGGUUGAAGCGCUUUCGCAGUACCGCGUGAUCGAUGUGGCGUGCGGCUCUGGAGAUGCGCAGACGCUGUGCAUCACCAGCGAUGAUAAUGUAUGGUCGUGGGGCGACGGCGACUACGGGAAACUUGGUCGCGGCGGCUCCGAAGGUUGCAAGCUCCCUAUGAGAAUAGACUGCUUAAAGGGUCUACGCGUCAUCAAAGUCGAAUGCGGCUCACAGUUCUCAGUCGCUCUGUGCCAAUGCGGAAGCGUUUACACCUGGGGCAAAGGAGAUUACCACAGACUGGGACAUGGCAGCUAUGAACACGUGCGACGCCCGAUGCGCGUCUCCGGGAUGCAGGGAAAAAUGAUCACAUCAAUAGCGACGGGCAGCCUCCACUGCGUCGCGUGCACGGAUACGGGCGAGGUGUACACUUGGGGCGACAAUGAUGAGGGGCAGCUCGGAGAUGGGACGACUCUAGCGGCUCAGAGGCCUCGACUUUUGAUAGCUUUACAGGGCAAACGGGUCACGAAGGUCGCAUGCGGUAGCGCGCACACGGUGGCGCUGUGCGUGGAGGCGCCCCGCGCCCCCCGCCCCCCUCCCUCCCCGCCCCUCGAGUGCCACCUGCUAAGGGACCUCCCCCCGCAGCUCAUAUGCAACAGGCUGGUGUUACUACAUCAGUUCUCAGAAUUAGUUUGCCCGAAUCUAUCUCUAUUAAUAUUGGACGGGCCACUGAACCAGUUGAGAACAUUGCUGUUCUACAGUGUCAAAGAAGCCGCGUUUAGAAAGGCUAUAAUGGCGACAAUGGUUCGCGAGCGUCAGCACGGGCCCGUGGUGGAGUUGUCGCGUGUAGCGGCGCGACGGGCUAGGCGGGGGGGCGCGGGGCUUGCGGGGGCGGGCGGAAUGCGCUCAGUCUUCGGACAGAUGGUGGCGAGGUUGCCAGCUCUCACGCAGGACGCCCUGGCGUUGCCGCACCGCGUCUGGAAGGUCAAGUUUGUCGGCGAGAGCGUGGACGACUGCGGCGGCGGCUACAGCGAGAGCAUCGCGGAAAUGUGCGAGGAGCUGCAGAACGGCUCGCUGCCGCUGCUGAUGGCGACGCCCAACGGGCGCGGCGACGCGGGCGCGUCCAGGGACGCGUUCCUCCUCAACCCCACCGCCAACACGCCGCUGCACCUCAACUGCUUCCGCUUCCUCGGUGUGCUAAUGGGUAUCGCGGUGCGUACCGGUUCCCCUUUGGCCCUGUCGCUGGCGGAGGGGGUGUGGCGUCAGCUGACCGGGCAGCCGCUCCGCCCGCAGGACCUCGCCGAGGUGGACAAGGACUUUCUGCCCGCCCUGCUCUGCAUACGCGACAUGACGCCCGCCAACAAGGAAUUGCAAAAUUUGGAGCUGCCCUUCUCGAUCCCGUCGGCGGCGGGUCACGAAGUUCCGCUGUCGACCCGACACAAGCGUGUCACGCCCGAAAACAAGGAUGAAUAUGUGCAGCUGGCAUUGCACUACAGGUUGCACGAGUUCGACGAGCAAGUGCGCGCAGUGCGCGACGGCAUCUCGCGCGUCAUACCAGCGCCUCUGCUGGCGCUCUUCACCGCCGCCGAGCUAGAAACCCUAGUAUGCGGCUCACCCGACAUACCAGUGCACGCACUGAGAUCCUCCGCCACAUACAAAGGCGUUGACCCGAACGCGCCGCUCGUCCAAUGGUUCUGGGAGGUGAUGGAGGAGCUGUCCGGCAGCGAGAGGGCGCUGUUCUUGCGCUUCGUGUGGGGACGCACACGACUGCCGAGGGCGCCACAGGACCCCCGCCAGAGGGACUUUGUACUGCAGGUACUUGAUAAGUAUCAGCCCCCCGACCACUUCUUACCGGAGAGUUACACCUGUUUCUUCCUUCUCAAGAUGCCAAGAUAUUCUUGCAAAGAUGUCUUACGCGAGAAACUAAGGUACGCCAUCCACUUUUGCAAGAGCAUCGACACGGACGAGUACGCGCGCGUCGCUCUCAGCGCGGCCGAGCGCGUCUCCUCCGAGGAGUCCGACUCGGACGGGGACGCGACGCCCGUGCCCGCCGCCCCGCCCCCGGCCCUCUACUCGCUCACCAGGGCGCCCACGUGGCUU
Messenger RNA from Iphiclides podalirius (scarce swallowtail), 14001 nucleotides. The record is from the annotation of a GenBank genome assembly. Lineage: Eukaryota; Metazoa; Arthropoda; Insecta; Lepidoptera; Papilionidae.